AUAUGCAGAAAAUAAGCAAUAACAAGAAGCUCCAAAAACAUUAAAGAAAAUUUAAAAUAAAAUCUAAAAUCAUAUAUAAGUUUUAAAUUUUCAAAAAAAGUUUUCUAAGUUAAUUAGUUAAUAAGGGUUUCUUACGCGCCGUUAGCCAAGUGUGACGAUUAAACGACCGCCAUCUCUCACAGGAAUAUAAAUGGAUACAUAAACCGCAAUGGUGAAUUAUAGGCAACCUUUUCUCACUCUGUUUUUUAUUAUUCUUCCAGCAUCAUUUGUUAGUUGUUUUGAUAAAAUAAACGAGGAAAGAAGUCAAGAAGCAAUUGCCGCCCUUGUUAAAUUUACAGAAAUACUUAGCGAAUCCGAAGAUCAAUCAUCAGGUUCCGGAGAUCGUAUAAAUGAUGGUUUAUUUCACAACUUUAAUGCCACGUUUGUAGUUUUACCCAAACAAAAUACUCAUAUAAAAAACAAUGAAAACAGCAACAAAACAUUAAGUAUCAGACGCUUAUCUAAUUCAAAAGUAGAUUCUAAAGAAAAUAAGUCAGAAGAUAGUGAGUCUAAAGAAUCCAGUGAGUUUAAAAAUAACACCCUGAAUACUUUAAUAGAAGCAUUUAAUACUGGACUGCAUAAAGAGCAGAGUAAUCACUCUAUAGAUGAAGUUUUUCAUAGCGUUAACCACUCUUCAAGAGAACAUUUAGGGGAAAGCAAAUUAAAAUUGCACAGAAAUUCAUUAGAAGUAACAAAAUUGAUCUACCAACCAACACACAGUAACCAUGAUAAUAAUAAAAAUAAAGAUAUUAGAGUAGGUUUUGUUAAAUAUAACCACAAAAAAAGAAAUAAACCAGUAAAAAAAAGUCAUAAGGGAGUUUUAAAUAAUUUGCAUAAAUCAUUUGUAAGCUACUAUAAAAUAUUAACUCCUUUGUCUCAAACUCGUAUUGAAAACGCUAAAAUAAGAGAUUUAAACCAUUUGUUAGAAAAGACACACAACCAAACAGAAAAGGACUCUAAUAGUACCGUAAAGAACACCAACAAAAACACUAGCAAUGAUUUAUUUAAAGAGCAUGAUGUAAAAACUCAGUUAAGAAAUCAGCAAGAUAAUUAUGCUAAAAGUUUGCAAAAAUCUUUGGAAGAUAUUCGUUUUAAAAAUGGUGCUACUGGAAAAGUAAAAGCAGGUCAAGAAUUUGCUUAUAUAUCUCAGUGUGGUUUGUACACAGAGCCACAAAAUAUUUCAACUGUGCAACAUUCAUGGGUUACAAAGACAUAUUCACCUUAUUUUUAUUUGUAUGAAAAACCUAAAAAAUAUGAAAAAUGUAAACCUUCACCAUGGUUAAAUGGCACAGAUUUGAGAGGAAGUGUUUUUCUUAGUUUUGAAGUCAAGUCAUUGCAUGGAAGUACUAUGGAAAACAAUGCAAAAAUAUGUGAGAAAUAUUGUUGUAAAGAACCUCGUUGUGCAGCAUGGGUAUUGCGAAUACAGAACGUUGCAACAUCGAACUGUCCUGCGAACAGUUAUUGUUGUUGGUUGAAGACUGAUGUUCCUCAUCCAGAGCCACGAGAGGAUUGUGUCUCUGGUAAAGUCCAUCGGGAUCACUACAGACAUCCGCCUGUAGGAAUGCGAUCAUCUAUUCCAUUAGGUGGCCUAGGAAGUGGUUCAUUUGAAAUGCGCACUGAUGGUACAUUUCAUGAAUGGACUAUUGAAAAUCAGUCUCCUGGAGGAGCAGCUAAACUCAGUAAGUCUUCACUUGAAAUGUUACUACUUGGUGUGCGUGUUCAAAAAGGCAAACUUCCCCCAACUGCUUCUGUACUCCGCACUCAUGCCCCGCAUGGAUUUGAUGGAGUAUACAGUCAGACAUAUUCUGGCUCAUAUCCUGUUUCCAAACUUGAAAUAGAGCUCAAUAAAGCAUCAAAGGAUGAUGUCAAACUAAAUUUAUAUGCAUUUUCUACUUUCCAUCCUCGAAAUCCUAAAAAAGCAGCAACUCCUUCUGUGGCUUUUGUUUUGCAUAUUACUAAUCCCCAUUCGGAAGAGGUUGACAUAUCUUUCAUGAUAAAUUUACCAUUUGGUUAUCAUGAAGAUACCAUACGGCGUGGGAAUAACUUUGCUGAGGUUGCAUUUACUAGACUUGUAACAGCAGCAGACUGCCAAAAUGCAUGUGCUAAAAAAGAAAAGUGUAUGGCAUGGACAACAAAUGGUCCAUUUUCAUGCAUGUUAAAAGAUAAUAUGCCUUUGCAUUCAUAUGAAUAUGGAAUAAUAUCAGGUUUAAAAGGUGAAUGGUCUACCAAUGAAAAAAUGUUACGAUGCAAAAGACCAGGUACCUCACCUCAAAGUGGUGAUAUAUCCUUAUAUCCUUUAAAUCAUGGCUCAGAAAUUAAUUCAUUUGCUGUUGCAGAUGAUCCAGAAGUUGUAUGGAAUAAUUUCAAACAGACAGGUGCUGUUGCUAAUGAGUCAAAUGUGAAUGUGACUGGCUUAAAUGGUGCAGUGUCUACACGAACCAUAUUAAAACCCAAUGAAACUAAACUUUUAACCAUUGUGUUUGCUUGGCAUUUUCCUAAUCGAGAUAUUGCAGAUGAGCGUGUGGGGAAUUUCUACAACAAUUUAUUUAAAUCAAGUGAAGAAGUUGCCAAGGCAACUGAGAAAGAUUUAAAAGAAACCAUAGAAAAUGUUAUUAAGUGGCAGGCAGCUAUAAUGCCUCCAGACUCACUACGCGCAAAACAAGAGGAACAUAAAAUAAGAAAGAAAAUAAAAGCUAAACCUACUUUGUGCAAUGGUACAAUGAAUGGAGUUAAUGUGUUUCCUGAAUGUUUGCAAGAUAUUCUUAUUAACAGCUUGAGCACUUUAAGAUCAGGAAUGUGGAUGGAAAAUGGAAGGUGGCGACAAUGGGAAGCUUAUGAUUGUGCAAAUAUGGAUCCUGUUCAUGUAGAUUUUCAUCGCAUAUUACCUUAUCUUAUUUUCUAUCCAGCUCUUGCAAAAGAAGUUAUGUUGGCAUGGGCCGACCACCAGUUGUCCAAUGGAAUGAUUCAAGAGUCUUUAUCAAUGGGAUGUUUAGAGGAAACAUCUAAAGAAGGAGUGGCUGGUGGUCGAAUGAUGUCUGAUGUAAAUGUUGGCUUUAUUGUGCAAGCACUCUUAAUGUACAAGUGGUCAAAUGAUACAGUUUUUUUUGAUGAGAUAUAUCCAUUUACAGUUCGAGCAAUGAACUGGUUGAUGCAAGAUGCUACAAAAGGAACUGGUUUACCAUAUCGAAAACCUGAUACUUAUGAUUUAUUUGACUUAGAAAAGUAUGACCAUUGUGCUUAUAAUAGUAUUUCUUAUUUAUUGGCAUUACAUGCAAUGAAAUCAAUGGCAAGUAUGCAAAAAGACAAUAAUACCAUUAAAAAUGUAAAUGCAGCUUUAGCCAGAGCAACAAAACAAUUAGAGGUGGAAAUGUGGAAUGAAAAGAAAGGAUUUUAUCAUGCAUGGUUUGACGAUGAAUGGGGAUCACCAACAUGGUUGAUGAGUGAUGUGUUAUAUGGGCAGGUUUGGGCAUAUACUUUGGGUUUAGGUGAUCUAUUAGAUAAAGACAAAAUGAAAAAACAUUUAAAAACUGAAGAAGAAAGAAAUGAUACACCUUUCGGACUAAAGGUUCUUUCGAAAUCUGAAUCUUCCGUACCAACAGAAGAUACGUCUGUAAUAUUAGGUGACGAAUUAAAUAGCUGUAAGUCGCUAGAAAAUAUUACAAAAACCGAAUCUGUUUGGAUGUCGUCAAGUUCUGAUUGGACAGUACUUCAACUUUAUCUAGGAAUGGAGCCACAUUUAGCAUUAGAACAAGUUAUCAAAUCAUUAGAUAACUAUCGAACCACACUUCGUGACCAAUGGAAUUUUCAUGGUUUAACUUCAUCUCAGCAUUAUGGUCUCGAUGGUCUUCCAUGGGCUACUAGUCAUUAUACUUUUCAUUUAGUUUUGUGGCAUCUUCCGUUGGCUUUAUCUGGGCAGCAAUACAACGCUAUUUCUGGCUCUCUGACAUUCGAACCAAAAUACGAUCCUCCAUACUGGUUACCUUUUUAUACCCCUCUUUGCAUGGGAAAUAUUGAAGCCAAAGAACAAGACUCUUUGGGAAGCAAUGAGAUUCUUUAUCGUUUUACAGUUACUUCCGGUCAAUGCAACUUAAACGAACUGUCAAUAUCUAAUUCUAAGUACAGCAAAAAUACUUUAUCAAUCCACGAAGGAGAAAGUGUGGAGUGGUCUGCACCUAAAAAAUCCAAAAAAGAAAUUGUUUCUGAUAUUCUCGCACAACUAAAGCAUUAGUAUGUGUUAUUAAAUGUAUGUGUACAUUCAACAACAUGCAUGCUAAUAUGCCAGUCAACUAUGAAAAUUGUGCUCUGCAAUAUUGUUAAUGUUUCCAAGAUAUUUUAAAUUCCCUUAUAAUAUUAGAUAUAUUUUUGUAUUUGAACUUUUUCUAAAUUGAAAUUUAUACUAAUGGAAGUAAA
Molecule: messenger RNA, 4449 nt
Organism: Hydra vulgaris (swiftwater hydra)
Lineage: Eukaryota; Metazoa; Cnidaria; Hydrozoa; Anthoathecata; Hydridae
Biological process (GO): carbohydrate metabolic process
Molecular function (GO): beta-glucosidase activity
Source: RefSeq, a predicted model, not a curated record